Neoarthrinium moseri is the source of this 720-nucleotide messenger RNA. RefSeq lists its product as uncharacterized. The transcript has a single exon. The coding region runs from base 1 to 720 and encodes 239 amino acids. The record is from RefSeq and is a predicted model, not a curated record. NCBI's taxonomy places the organism in Eukaryota, Fungi, Ascomycota, Sordariomycetes, Amphisphaeriales, Apiosporaceae.
AUGGCGGCCGCCAUCCCUCCGGUCACGAAGGACAAGUUCGCCUACGCCAACGGCGACCUCCUCGCCGAGGCCUCGGGCUCCAACCGGCACCAGCGCAUGGCCGUCGCCGAGCUCAAGAAGCACUUCCAGACGCCGGGCAGCGGCGAGGCGCGGCCGGCCCACUGGUACGAGGCCCAGCUGCUGCACUACGGCCUGGCGCCGUCCAAGAACAAGUCCGUGGCCCGCAUGCGCCUCUUCGACGCCGUCAGCGCCGGCGGGCUGCGCGUCCCCGCCCGCAUCACCAGGCUCGAGGCCCAGCUGCGCAGGGAGUGGAAUCUGCGGGAGCGGGAGGCCACGGCGCCCAAGGCGACGGCUACUCGGGGCGGCGGCGGUGGCAGUAGCGACAGCAAGGCCCGCGCCACGCCUGCGCCGAAGACGACCAGGAGGAGCACGAGCUCUGCGCGGCGUGCCCCCCGAUCCACGGCGGCGCGAGCCAGGGCCAAGACCCCGGCAGGUACACCCACCAGACGUUCCCGUUCCGCGCCUCGCCAGGCUAGCCGGAGUGGUCCCUCUCGGGCGUCUUCGUCUGGUAGCCCUGCUCCUUCGGCUCGUGCUGUACCGUCUGGGCAGGUUGGGGGCCGUGGUGGCACUCCUGCAGCUCGAAACCCCGUCGCUGGCGCUCCGCCUGUAUAUGUGGUCAUCGACGAUGACGACGAGGCGCCGCCGCCCUACUCCGUGUAG